GUAAACCAAUGUUGCGCUAACGAUAUGUCAUCAACGCUCCAGGAUUAGGGUGGGAACUGCAAAUGUUGAGAAAAAUAAGAGCAACGGACUUGUAAUGUUAUAUUUGUAGGUGACUUUUUUAAAAAUAAGAGAUACUACGUUUCAGAACAGCUUGUCAUAAAGUUUUCACGAUAAAAAGACCUAAAAGGCGCUUAACUUCCGUCGGUCUCCCACAGCUGGGCUGUUAGCAAAAGGCUAGCUGGCUGAUUCCCUGUGUAUUUGGCACCUGGCAGGACGGGAGAGAAAUGUCCUGCAGCCUAUUGGAGUUUUGUCGUCUUCAAGAGCUGAAAACGGUCCGAGACUACUUGUUCCACAGCCACAAAACUGAACCAAACGAAGAGAAGAAUCAAACAGAUAAUGAGCUGUCUUGGGACACUUCUGACUGGGAGUCAGCAUGGGAUAGUGGAGAGUACAACGAAGGAAAAGCCACUUCAGCAACAGUGGUGGAGGAAGACACAAGAGGGCAGAGUGGACCUUGGCUUCAGGACUGUGCUGUGUCCCUGUCUCCCUGCUCAGAUCUGCUAGUGGUUGCUCGUGAACAGAAGGCAGUUUUUCUUUCAGCUAAGUGGCAUACAGAUGACAGUGGCAGAGAGGAGAUGACUCUUGAUGUUUCUUGGACCGGAAUCCUCAGCACUGAAGAAGGAGAGUGUGUGAAUAGCUGUAUCUGUAUCCCCCUUGCAAGCCAAAAGAGGAGCUCCACAGGGCGACCAGACUGGACAUGUGUAGUAGUGGGUUUCAGCUCAGGCUACGUCCGCUUCUACACAGAGAGCGGCGUUCUGCUUCUGGCCCAGCUGCUGCAUGAGGAUCCUGUUUUGAGACUUAAGUGUCGCACAUAUGAGAUCCCUCGCCAUCCUGGAGUAACUGAGCAGCAUGAAGAGUUGAGUAUCCUCUACCCUGCUGCUCUUGUCACCAUUGAUGGCUUUAGCCUUUUUCAGUCUCUACGAGCUUGCAGGAACCAAGUGGCAAGAGCGGCAGCAGCAGGUAGUGACACAAUACAACCCCCUCCCUUGGCCUAUAAGAAGUGGGGUCUUCAGGACAUGGACACCAUCGUGGACCACAGUAGCGUUGGUAAAAGUGUUAUGACACUAUGUGUGUUUGACCAGAUGAAGAAUGCCUCUAUCUUGGGUGGGUUUAAUGCUUCAGUCAAGGGCAGCCCCCCUGCCAUGAGCCAGUAUAUCACUGUAGGAGGGGGUCCCUACACAGGCUUCUACUAUGCUGUAGAGGGAAGCUCACAGCCUCUCCUUUCCCAUGUGGCUUUGGCCGUAGCCAGUAAACUUACUUCUGCUCUCUUCAGUGUUGCCAGUGGGUGGCUAGGAUGGAACAAGAACAAAAAUGAAGAGGAGGUUGCUCAGAAACAGAAGCCAAAGGUGGAGCCUGCUACACCUUUAGGAAUAAGAUUUGGUCUUCCAGACUCUCGUCGCCAUGGUGAAUCCAUCUGUCUUUCCCCUUGCAACACACUAGCUGGAGUGACGGAUGACUUUGGCCGAGUCACACUACUGGACCUUGCUAGAGGGAUCGCCAUCCGCAUGUGGAAAGGUUACCGAGACGCCCAGCUGGCAUGGCUGCAGGUCCCAGAGGAGCGAAGUAAUUGGCAGUCGUCUGUCUCUGCUUUCCACCCCAGUCGUCAUGCUCUGUUUCUGGUCAUCUAUGCUCCUCGCAGGGGAAUCUUGGAGGUUUGGGCGAUGCAGCAGGGGCCUCGAGUUGGUGCUUUCACUGUGGGCAAACACUCUAGGUUGCUUUAUGCCGGCUACCGUCUAAUGGGGGUGAACAGUGUGACCAGUCAGGGCUGGCAGCUCCACACUCAGCAGGUCUGUCUCCUGGACCCCAUCACAGGAGCAUUGAGGACAGUGAACAUCCCUUUUCACCUUGCCCUCAGUGACAAAAAAAGUGAGCGGGCCAAAGAUAUGCACCUGUUAAAGAGACUGACCGCUAUGCUGAAGAGCAGAGAGGUGUCACCUGAUAUGUUUGAGAAUGAAGGCAAAAGUGUGCUGCUGGAUAUCAGGCACCCUAGCAUAAAGAAGCAGGCUCUGGAGUCUCUGCUGUCACAUAAAAACGCUCCCAUCUCUUGCCUUAUCAGCAUCACAUCCACCUUAUAUGAUGAUCUGAAACAAGAAGACUCUAAUGAAGUGGAUACCACUUUACUCCAGCUCUGCUGUUCUCAGCUGAAGCUGCUUCAAGUCUAUACUGACAUCCAGCAGCUGCACUCUGGUGCAGACAUAGAAUCCUGCUCAGAAAAUGACUCCCUAAAAGACAUAGAAGUUGAAUUGUGUCGUGUCGCCCCUACCUUACAACGUUAUGCCCAGCUCACCUCAAGGCCCAGUGUUUCUUUUGCCCAGGACUCCCAUGACUCACCCCUCCCUGCUCACAUCUUCCUCGCUCAGAUGGAGUGGGAAGAACAUGGGGCUCUAAAAGUCACCCGGAGGUCUGAAACUGAAUGGAAUCAGCUAGGUAACUUUCUGUUCUGGGGGUGUCUGUGUGGAAAAAGCCCAAUCCAAAAAGUCUGUGAUACACUACAGCAGGCUGGCAUCUGUCCACAGCAGCUACUGUGUUUGCUGCUGAGCUUGUGGUUGCAAAGGGAGAAGGCAGUACUACAGAAAACAGAUGAAGCUGUGAAAAACCUACACACAUUACUUAUCACCCUUAGCAACAUGAAAGGAGCAGUGGAGGAGUCAUGGGACCCUCAGUCAAUCUCCCCAUGGUGGCAACAGGUUCGCUCCAUGUGCAUCCAGUCCCACAAUGCUGCUGCUGCUCUACUUGCUUCCUUUGUUGCCCACCGAGCCGCUAAAGUCAGCAUCACCAGCCGGGCUGACAGCCAGCUGCAGUCAGAGUGGGAGGCAGUGUCCCUUGAGCUGGAGCAGUGGGUGGUAUGUGUUCGCCAACUGGAGGAUGUGCUGGUGCUGCAGACUCUGUUGCUGGUAGCUCCUCCUCAGGGGGCAGCAGGGACCCCUGUAGCACAGUGUUCCAUCAAAUCCCUUUUGGAGGGAGGCACAGGUGGCAUUGCUGAUAGUGUCUCAAAGUGGGUGUUCAGGCACAACUUGGACCCUGAGCGACUAAAGGCUGUCCUCCAAAAAUCAGAAGACAAAGAAGCAGAUGGCAAACUAAAGGAUGAGGAACUACAAGGAGGUGAGGAAGAGAAAGAGAAGAGCCAAAAUAAUGCAUAUAGAACAGCAGAGCUCUUGGUAGCAUUGUGCCAGCGGUUCCCACAUUCUCUCUCACCUGACCUGCUCUUCGCCCACUGCUGCUGGGAAUAUGUGGUGCAGUGGAACAAAGGCCCCGAGGUGGACAUAUACACAACCAGGACCACAACAGCCAAAAAUGAGGGUCGAUACUUGUGCUGGGCUGUGGAACAUCUGAAGCUGGUCUCCAGUCCACAUAUUCAACUGGGUAUAUGUACAAUGAUGUGGAGCACAUUCAUUGUCAAGCGGUUUUCAGCAGCAGCAUUUCUCAUGGAGAAGGUGGGGAAAGCACCCAAAGAUCGGUUAUGUCGACGGGAUGUUGGUAUGGGAGACAAAGCCAUGACGUCUUUCCUCGGCUGCUGCGUCCAGCUGCUGCAGAUCCUCAUGGAGGUGACUGAAGUAUUGCAUAAAAAUCGGUGUCCCUUGUCUUUUAUAAGUUACUAUGCAGAUUCAGCCGUGGAGGAGGUUCCAGCCCCAGAGCUGUCUGUGGAGGAGGUGUGGUGUGGGGCAGAAGGCCCUGCCUCCAUAGCUGAACUCGCACUGGAGCAAAGAGGAGUCCACUACCCCUUGGUCCAGCACCACUGCUUGUUAGGCUCCCUUCUACAUGCUGCUAUGACCUUCAAUCUGAAAGUGAAACCCCUCAGCCUGUUUGACAACAAGGGUAAGAAUGCCUUCUUCAGAGAUCUCACAUCAAUCCAGCUGAUGCCCAGUGGAGACAUAGAUCCAGGCCUUGUCUCACUACGACAAGAGUUCCUUCUGCGAGCACUGACUAGUUGGGUUCAAGCUAUAGAUGAUACAUCCACCCUACCCUCUGACAGUGGCUCCCUAAUUUUAGCUUCUAGUGACCCAAAGGCUGACUGGUGGCCAUCACUGUGUCUGGAGCUGGGCUCCUUGCUGCAGCUCAACCCUGAUAUCCUGCGACGACACCUCGUCUGUGAGCUUUACAACCAGGGACUGGACCUUCAGGCUGAGGAGGUAAUGCUGGAAGUAGAAGAUAAGGACGUGCUGGGCUCCCAGUUGCUGGUGCUGACCGGACAGAGGCUGAGCUACUCACUGCUUCACAGCCAGAGCCAGACACAGGCUGCAAUGGAGCUACUGGCCCGUCUGCCCCCAACCCUCUGCACAUGGCUUAAAGCUAUGGAUCCUAGUGAGCUGCGGUGCCCCCUCGUCCCUUUGGUCCAAACCAGCCGGCUGGUUGGACGCCUGAUUGAAAUCCUACCAGAGAACCAUGCCCAGUACAGCCUUACGCUGCACCUCCUGGAGGCUGUGGAUGCUCUCACCACUGAGGACUGACUCACGGAACAUGGAGAGGCUUUAGAAUGCAUUAAAGACCACAGGAACUAAAUACAAGACUUAUUUUUUGCCGGAGACUGAGGAAGACAGGAACACAAUUGGAGCUCUAGCUUUUCUCACUUAAUUCAUGUUAUCAUGUAACAUUCGCCCUUGCAUUGUACCCAUACAAUAGAUAGGUCAGGCUUUUAACUUUUUUAAAUACUUGUUUCUGUGCAUGCAACAAAUUAUAUUGAAUACUUGUGUUGUUAAGUAUUAAGAUUUGCUGGUUCUACAGGAAUGAGGCACCAGUCUUUAUCACUUUUUUCUCAUUCUGUUUGUCUCUCAAAUCAGGUCUUAGUGUCUGUGUGUGCCAUAUUACUUCUGUUUCUUAUUUUUCCUUCCUCUUGCCACCAACAAGAGUGAACCAAAAGAAAACAAUAACCCUAUUUUUUUAUUUUCAUGCAGUACUGUACUUGCUGUGCCCGUACGCCUCUGAUUCUGUAACAUCUUUGGGCUGAUCCAGCACAGAAUAAAGAGGUUUCUGACAAGCUUA
Molecule: messenger RNA, 5040 nt
Organism: Betta splendens (Siamese fighting fish)
Lineage: Eukaryota; Metazoa; Chordata; Actinopteri; Anabantiformes; Osphronemidae
Gene: rab3gap2
Product: RAB3 GTPase activating protein subunit 2 (non-catalytic)
Exons: 35
Coding region: 285-4508 (1407 amino acids)
Biological process (GO): regulation of GTPase activity
Source: RefSeq, a predicted model, not a curated record